UCGAUUUUUGACAAGUCCUGAAACUGAACAUCGCUGAACAUUGAUUUUUAUCAGUCGGCGCAAACUCGGCGUUUCAGUUUCGACGGGAACGGGUCCAGGAGCUCUCCUGCCUUAUCCUGUUUGCUAAAAGUAGUUUUCAAUUGUGUAUAAUCAUUCCUUGAACUAAAAAAUAAUAAUAAUAUCCUCCUAAAUCAGAGAAACCAAAUAAAUUUCACAAAAAUAUUGAUAUUCAAAUUCUAAAUUUAAAUAAAUUAUCCAUAUAUUAACUGGCUCUUUCUGGGAAAUCUCAAAUAGUAGUUGAUCAUCAUGGCACCGCCACAAAGGAAGGCUCCGACCAAGGGAGCAAAGCAGAUCCUGGUGGAGAAUGAGACUACGAUCAGCUUCUACAGAAACAUGGCUGGGGCUGCAGGGUUGUUCUACAACUGCAUCAUGUUCGGCCUCUACCAUGAUGAUCUGGCUUCGUGGCUCAUAUUUAUGAAUGUGCUGGUGAUGCUGAUCUACUUUGCGUGCUACCAAAUGAUGCGCUACAUCAGCCGCCCGACGUACACCGAGCAGGGACAGCUGAUCGAUCCCGGCUUGGACCUCAACAUGGAGGGCGGAAUGGGAGAGCACAUCAAGGACGUGGUGAUCUUGACUUCGGUCGCCCACAUCAUGGCCGUAGUGUCCAACUUCUUCUGGUUGAUGCUUCUGCUCAUCCCGAUUCGUGCCUUUUGGCUCCUGUGGAAGCACGUUCUUGGCCCGUGGUUUUUUCAGGAGGGCCCGGAGGAUACUGAACAAGAUGACAAGAAGCGCAAGAAAAUGGAGCGCAGAAUGCGCCGCUACAACCAGUAAAUCCUUCGGGCUAAAGAUUCUCGUGGCUCCCUUCAAUUAAGGCCAACAUUUGUUAGGUAGAUGUAAGUUAGGUCGCUUAUACUGCGACACUGGAUGUGACCUGUCUCUUCAAGUUUAAGUCUUUUUGGCAAAAGAUACAGGAAUUGCAUGUGUUGGUAUACAGUUACAAUUUAUAUUGUAACUCGAUUGUGUUGGGAGGAUCUUGUCAAAAGGUAUUUUUGUGUGUAGCAUUUUGAAAUGAAAUCCAGUGCGACAGAUUUGGAAUGGAAUUUAUUCACCCCCGAACUUUUUAUGAACAAACGGACAUAUCGAAAUAUCUAACAUAUCUUCAUGGGUUGAUGUAACGUCAACAUUGGCCAUGCUUACGAAAUGAAAUGAUACCGAAAAUAACCGUCUAAACUCCGUUAAAAUCUGUUAUACUUUAAAAGUUGGGUAAAUUAGUUAUUGUUAGGUUCCUUAUGGGUAUGAAGACAUAUUAUUGCAAAACCCCCUUAGCCAUAUUAUGGUCUAACAUUGUUAUAGGUAAUGUAUGUAACAACCAUAUUGUGUAAGGCACUUUUUUACUUUAGCGCUGUUUUUUUUUAAUGACAUUUGGGAUUAUGAAUGGGAUUUUAUUAUGUACAAAUAAUUUUAUUGCUGAAAUUUUAUUUAUUUUAAUGAAUUAUUUUAUAUAUGUAAGUUCCUUGUAAGUUCAAUGAAUUUUUCUCAUAUUGAUUUAUUAAUAUUGUUUAAACACUUAAGAUUUUACUUAAAUUUUAAACAUAAUAUUAUAUUAUACAAUACCUACCUACCUAAUGUAAACCUUUUUUUUAUUUUUGUAUAGGUAUCUAUUAUGUAAAUUAUAAACGAGUAAUCAAUUAUUUGAAACAAUAAAAUCAGACUACAAAAGGAGAAACCGAGAUCAAUAAAACAAAAAAAUUAAAUAAAAUGGCUUAUGUUUCUUUCAUGAAAUUUCUUAAGUGCUUUUGAUAACUACAAUAUUUUAUACUUUGCAAUAGUUACCUAAGUCCAUAUUAUAGUUUUAAAAAUGUUUAUUUAUUUAAUUACUGAUACAAAAUUCGGAUUAUUUAUUUUCUAUUGGGAUCCUGGUGCUAUCUAUGAGCGAGUGUUUUCGUCAUGAAAUGACAAUAUAAUAUUUUGUACAUGUAA
Messenger RNA from Colias croceus (clouded yellow), 1980 nucleotides. RefSeq names its product transmembrane protein 208. Gene Ontology annotation, cellular component: intracellular membrane-bounded organelle. Gene Ontology annotation, biological process: vacuolar protein processing. The transcript is spliced from 4 exons. Bases 307 to 831 code for a protein of 174 amino acids. Lineage: Eukaryota; Metazoa; Arthropoda; Insecta; Lepidoptera; Pieridae. The record is from RefSeq and is a predicted model, not a curated record.